This is a messenger RNA of Larimichthys crocea (large yellow croaker), 1609 nucleotides long. Its product is annotated as regulator of G-protein signaling 8. Bases 461 to 1456 code for a protein of 331 amino acids. The transcript is spliced from 6 exons. The record is from RefSeq and is a predicted model, not a curated record. Lineage: Eukaryota; Metazoa; Chordata; Actinopteri; Sciaenidae.
ACACACACACACACACUUUUCUGAGAAGUGUCGGUCUGGUCUGACGGACAAGUUCAGACACACAAGUGAAGGUGUGGCAGCAGCAGCAGCAGUCAUGAGCAGGAGGCAUAUCUGUGCCAUUCAAAUGUCACGGGGGAGACCUUUAUGGCAUGUUUCUCUGUCUGCGCCUCUCCUCGUUCCUCGAGUGCUUUCAGUCAGUGUGUGAGCUGCAUAUGUUCGUGUUUUGGACGGAGGGAGGUCCGACUCUGAGACUGAGAGGAAAAAAACCUUGACACAGCGACAGGAGCGUCGGCUGGAUUUUUCUUUUUUUCUUUUCUUACCUUUUGCAGAUUUAAAAGAAAAUAUCACUUUAUUCACAUGUUGCUGAGAAGAUUUGCACUAACCCAACCAUCUGCCAUGAGGAAAGCUUAAUAAGCACUUUCUUUUCCUGCCCUUUUCCUUCACUUUUCACACUGCCACCAUGCGUAGAUUCAGCUCCGAGGGAAACCUCCUGGAUCUUGACUUCCUCCCGUGGAGGAAGGUGGCACUGAAGAAGUCAGACAACCAGAAGAACCGUGAAUCUGGCACCUACACGCCUCACGCGGAUGGAGAUGAGCUGAACGAUGGGUCGACUGGUCCCAUCAUCCAGGAGCCCAGAGCGAACCCUGACGGGGUGGGGAAGAAUGAGCUGAGCCGGGAGCACAGCAUCAGCGUGGAGAACCUGUACGAGAAGGGGAAACUGGACAAGACUCACCUCGGAGUGUGUCUCAUCAGUGAAACGUGCAGGGCUUACAGCGACAGCCAGCUGAGCCCGGGCGCAAAGGGCAGCACGGAGAACAUCGAGAGAGGCGACACUUCCCCAUCCACCAACCCCUCCAACUUCAAAUCUCAACACAGGCAGCAGAAACCCAAACUGUCAAGUGCUAAACUGAACCUCAGGAGUCUGUUUGGACAGAGUCCUCAUUCCUCAAACUCCAACCUGUCCAACACCGAUCAAAAAGACAGUGCUACAGAGAGGAGGUCUCGUCUGCUCUUCAUGCGUCAGUGGAGUCAGGUGGGCCACAAUAGGAAGGGUAAAUUCAGCCGAGAAGAGCUCGACAAAUGGGCAGAGUCCCUGAACUCCCUGCUGGCCAGCCAAACCGGCGUCUCAGUGUUUGGAGCAUUCUUGCGCUCUGAGUUCAGCGAGGAGAAUCUGCAGUUUUAUCUGGCCUGCGAGCAGUACAGGCACUCGUCCAACAACUUCAGUCUGCAGAGGAGGGCGAAGGACAUCUGCGUCACCUACAUCCAACCAGGUGCCCCACGGGAGGUGAACCUGGACAGCAAGACUCGGGAUCUGACCAUCGAGCUGCUGCAGGCUCCCUCUCGCACAUCCCUGUCGCACGCACAGAAACGCAUCUUCUCGCUCCUGGACACAGACUGUUAUCCCCGCUUCCUCCAGUCCUACAUCUACCUCUCCUUACUCAGAGAGGCUGAGUAAGAAGCCUCGUGUCGGGAACACGCCUGGACUCAGGAGGAGGAACGGUGGCUCGCUGGUUUCCAGGACAUCCUAAAUAUUGUUGACCAUAAUGUUAAAUGUCCUCAAAAGAUAUGACGUUUGUUUAAAGGAAAUAUAUCUGGAGCAAAAUGUUGA